AUGGCACUGUCGGCUGACGAUAUAUCAUUUUUGCACUAUAAGGCUCCCAUUACUCGUCAAUCGCUGAAGGCAACCAGAAACAUGGCUUCCUGCAACCCAUCUAUACUGGAAUCUCUCUCCUUAAGUCUCCUAUCCUUCCUGUUCUUUACUUUGCUCCUUGCUUCUUUAAACUUCUACGCCUUGAAUUCCAUCAGCACUGGCACUGUCGACCAAGCUGAUGCUCUCCUCAAAUGGAAAGCUACUCUCAACAACCAAAGCCAAUCUGUUCUCCAUUCAUGGACACUACUUCAUCGUAAUGCCACCAAUUCCUCUCUGCGAUCUCACCCGUGGUGCAGUUGGAUUGGAAUUGCUUGUGAUCAAAGGGGUAUCAUCACUGAUAUUAACUUACCAAGUAUGGGCUUGCAAGGUAUGGUGAAUAACUUCCCCAUCCCAUCAUUUCCUGCUCUUACAACUCUGAAUCUUACUAAUAAUAAAUUUCUUGGCACUGUUCCAUCCAACAUUGCUAACCUUUCGGUUAUCAACUACCUCGAUCUGUCCAUGAAUCAGUUCUCUGGAUUAAUUCCAUAUGAAAUCUGCUUACUUACCAGUCUUAAAAUCUUGUUUCUUGACCAGAAUAAUUUCAAUGGAUCAAUACCAAACAGAAUGGGUAGAUUGAAAGACCUAACCAUUCUGGCCUUAUACUCCAACAACCUCUCUGGUUUCAUACCUGAAUCUCUAGGUACCAUUCCUCAGGAAAUAGGAAAUUUGAAAAAGCUCAAUUCGUUAAGCCUGGAAAGUAAUAAUCUUGUUGGAGUACAUGGUCAGAACGGCACACGGUCUCAGCUUCGAUUCCUCAUCUGUGCAUCUAUGAUUCAAUUGCAUGGUGAAUUUUCAACCUGGGGACAGUGCCAAAACCUGCAAGCUCUACGGAUGGCAGGGAAUAAUAUUACUGGUAAGAUACCUCUGGAGCUUGGGAUGCUAACUCAAUUGCAUUUUCUUGACCUUUCUUCAAAUCACCUGUAUGGAGACAUUCCUAAGGAAUUUGGUGAGUUGACAUCUUUGCUAAAUCUCAGUCUGAGUGGAAACCAACUUUCUGGCAGUUUACCAUUAGAAGUUGGAAGACUAUCCAGCCUAACAAAUCUUGAUUUGUCAUCAAACAGUUUGAGUGGAAAAAUACCAAAAGAAACUUGA
Macadamia integrifolia is the source of this 1170-nucleotide messenger RNA. RefSeq names its product probable leucine-rich repeat receptor-like protein kinase At1g35710. Bases 1 to 1170 code for a protein of 389 amino acids. Gene Ontology annotation, molecular function: protein binding. The record is from RefSeq and is a predicted model, not a curated record. NCBI's taxonomy places the organism in Eukaryota, Viridiplantae, Streptophyta, Magnoliopsida, Proteales, Proteaceae. The transcript has 3 exons.